Molecule: messenger RNA, 926 nt
Organism: Phacochoerus africanus (Common warthog)
Lineage: Eukaryota; Metazoa; Chordata; Mammalia; Artiodactyla; Suidae
Product: translation initiation factor IF-2-like
Exons: 1
Coding region: 132-683 (183 amino acids)
Source: RefSeq, a predicted model, not a curated record
CCGCCUCCUCCCAACACUGCGCACUCACCCCCGCCCCCCUCUACCACCAUCCUUUAACCGCCUCUUUUCCCAUCUCCGAUCCCCAGCUCAGCCCUGCACUGCGCCAUCAAAAGAGUCGAGAGGACCGACCUAUGCCCCUCCAGGAAAGCCCAGGCAGCAACACACGGUGCACCCAACUGAGGGGAAUUAUAUUCAACUACUUAAACUCGGAACAGUGUAAGCAGUGUCAACAAGGCAUCAUGCCGGGUCCCAAGCGUCCAAAGAUCGUCGACAGCUCCUGCGACACUGCCAAAUCGACAGGAUUCCAAAAGGUGACUCGACCGUCAUCGCAGAACCCGAGGCGGCGCAGACCGGGAACAGUCAAGGAUGAAAUCCAACUAGCCUCCAGCCUGGCGCUCGCCCCGCGGGUCACUGCCGCCUGGGAGGACGCGGCCCCGCGGUCUCCCACGCCCCCUCUCCGAGGGGGCCCGGGCGCCGCGUCACGUGCCGGGGCUGAAACUUCGCAGCCGGGGCGGCGGGCGGCGCGGGGGGUGAGCCACCGGAGCGCAGCGAAGCCGGGAGUUCACGCGCCGGGUGAUUCACCCGCUGCCUCCGCGGGCAGCUGCGGGCGAGGGGGCCGGAGUGCUCGGCCCAGGCCAUGCCCUCGGGGCCGCCCCCUCCCCUGCCCCCGCGACUGUUAUUAAUAACCCCGCGCCUGCCAGGCGAAACCCUGGGCGGACGCCCGAGGGCUCAGCAGCGCACCCUGCACGCGGAAUAAAUAACAAUGUCAUUAAAUCGCGGCCCCAGAGCCCGGCCGGCCGCAGAGCAAGCGCCGCCGGGAGCUGACUUUGUCUGAAGCCCGUACCCCGCCUCCCGCGCGUCCUCGCAGCGUCCCCCGCGUCCCUGAGGAGUACCCGGCGCCGCCGCAGCCCGGCCUUACCCGCCAG